UUGUAUUCACACUAGUUGAGAGAUAGAGAGACUGUCACUGCCAUGGCGACGGCGUGGUGAAACCCUCCAUUAACGCACUUGCUCUACAAAUCCGCUCUCUUUUUCAGGCAAGUCAUAUCCAUUCCUCACCACAGCAAAUUUACAGUUUCGAUUUAUUCGAACAUGAUUGCAAUUACUCGCACGAAUCUCCUCCGUUUACUUUCAAACCCUAAUUUAUUUCUCUGCAACUCCAAAGCUCAUUUCUCCCCCUCACUCCACUUUUUCUCAACCCGGAGGAGUAAAACCCUAACCCCCGACCCCCAAAUUUACGAUGUACUGGUGCAAAAGCACUACUUUUCUCCUGAGCUGGCUUCUCUAGCUGCUUCUCGUUUACCUAAAUUCAGAUGCCCCCAAAAUGCCGAUUCAAUACUGUUAUUCCUCAAAGCGAACGCCUUCACCGCCGAUCAAAUCGAGCAAAUCGUCUCGUACAACCCUCGGAUUCUAGGCUUUACCACUGAGGGACUUCGAUUGAAAUUCAAGCUAUUCCGAGACUUGGGCUUUUCUCCCGAGGAGGUUGCCAAGUUGAUGACUAGUAAUAAGGCGAUUCUGCAUUCGAGCAUGGCGAAUAAGAUCAUUCCGUCGUUAACUGUGCUAAAGAGCUUGCUUGGAUCCAAUCAGGAUGUGGCCAGGCUUGUGAGAAAGUCUCCCUGGUAUGUAUCAGCUGAUUUGGAGAAGACAUUGUUGCCGAAUGUGGAAAUCUUGAAAAGCUGCAGCAUACCUAUGGAGCGUAUCCUUCACUUGCUCCAUUUUCGGCCAAGAUGUCUAUUAAUGAGGCCGGAUGUUAUGAGGAAAUCUGUAGACAAGGCCAUGGGGUUUGGGGUCUCCCAGAGUUCACUUACUUUCAUCGAUGCUGUCAAUGUUUUUGCUCACACAAGCGAAGGGAUUAUGGAAGUCAAUCGGAAAGUUCUCUUGGAUUUGGGGUUUUCAAGCGAUGAUAUGAUGAAAUUCCUUAAGCAGACACCGUUACUGUUUUCUUCAUCGAUGGAGAAAACAAAGAAGGUUGUGGAACUUCUGCUUGCUACCGGGAAGUACAGUAUUGCCAAUAUUGUAUCUAACCCGACGACACUUAUGUGCAGCAUUGAGAAGAGGCUUUUGCCGCGGCUGCAGAUUCUGGAGCUCCUGGAAAGUAGGAAUCUAAUAAAAAAGUGGCCUGGUCUUUCAAGAGUUUUUGCGCUUACGGAUGAUAAGUUUAUUGACACAUUUGUUAGACCGUAUUAUGAUGAGAUUGCAGAAGAAUACAUCAUAAAGAAUUUUUUCAAUGGAAAAAAAGAGUUGGAGCUGUAGUAGUAUACUUGCACAGUUAUUGUUUAGAGUUAUUAAUGUUGUAGGUUCAUCUUCUUGAGAUUGUUCUGCCCUGUGGGAUAUUUUUGGCCUUCUCAUUUUCUAUGAUUAUAAAUUUUGUUUCGACUGCAGGUUUGUGGAUGUUACUUAAGAAUCUGAUUGAAAUUUGGCCUAUUCUUUCAAUGGUUAUGAAAUUGUCAACUCUGAGGUUGUUUGAGAAAUUUACUUGCCCGUACUCAAAUGAACUUGGCGAAGUAUGCAUAGAGUAUUUUAAGGGCAAAGAAAGAUGGGAGUUUGAUCAGCAUUCGUUAGGUAAGGAAAGAAACUUCGAUCAGCAAUAUCUGACUUGUUUGUUCAUAUUGUUGUUUGUCUUCCAUUUUGGAGCAUGUCAAGUGAUUUAUUUUAGGUAUGGCUUUUCUCGUUGUGUGUAGUUUUCUUCCAAUGAUUUCUGUGUCUGUGAUUUGCUUCUAGCGCCGUUCCUUUGCCUUAUUCAUCAACCCUGAAACCUGAAUAUGAAUCCUAAACUGUAAAUAUCUACUAAUCUUGAUCAUCUUUUCUAUCUUUGGCUGCUUGUCUCCAUUUCAUUGGGAUGAAGUGUAUUUCACCACUGUUUUAGCUCAACUCAUCAACACCAAAGCCUGAAUAUGAGUCCUAAACAGUAAAUAUCUACUAAUCUUGAUAAUUUAUUCUAUCUUUGGCAUGCUUAUUUCCCUUAGCUCUUCUCAGUUUAUCGAGCCUUCGGUCUAGCUCAUUCUGGCUUUUGCAGACUAAUCUUGACACGAUCUUGGCUUCCCUGAUUCUUGAAAUUCUGCAAAUUUCAUUAUUUUACAGUUGAAAGACUUGUGUUGUGGAAGAGUCCAUCAAGAUUCGAGGGUAUAACUUCUUGUUCGAGUUUUGAGAUUGACUACGCAUACAUGUUCUCGAGGAUGUUUUGUAAAUAUGUCUGUUUGUCUGCGACUCUGUGUUGCUUUCUAGAUGUUCAGAAAAAAUGUUGAUCCUAACUAACUGAGUGAGCAGUUGUGGAGGUGACUGUUUUUGUUGUUGUUGGCAUUUACUCUUUAUACUUGCAGUCUGCAGAGUUUUGUUCUGUUCUUACAUGAUUUCUAACUUUAUUUAUUGGAUGUGUAGAUAAAUCAAGAAAUGAUUUUAAAGAUAAAUGAAGAGGUGUAGCAUACCAAUCGAGCGCAUCCUUCACUUCCUCUACGUCUUACCUAGAGUUUUCUUGGUUAAGUAGGAAUCUGAUUGAAAAGUGGCCAUGUCUUUCAGCAGCUCUCAAACCUAGAGAUGAUGAAUUUAUGGAAAAAUUCGUUAGGCCUUAUUACGAUGAGAUUGGCGAAGAACUCAUCACACAAAGAUCAAUGUUCGGGUUUAGAACUGAUGAAUCUAUUAGAACUGAUGCUUGAAGAACUGAUAUGUAGUUGUAGCAGUAGUAAUUCUUCCUGUGCUCAACAUAUUAUUCAAUCAAUCUUGCCAAACAUAUUCUAUUAGAA
Salvia splendens (bonfire salvia) is the source of this 2810-nucleotide messenger RNA. Its product is annotated as transcription termination factor MTEF1, chloroplastic-like. The coding region runs from base 163 to 1323 and encodes 386 amino acids. Lineage: Eukaryota; Viridiplantae; Streptophyta; Magnoliopsida; Lamiales; Lamiaceae. The transcript has 2 exons. Gene Ontology annotation, molecular function: double-stranded DNA binding. The record is from RefSeq and is a predicted model, not a curated record. Gene Ontology annotation, biological process: regulation of DNA-templated transcription.